AUGGGCAAGAAAAGACGCGGACCCACGUUAGAAGAAGUACUAGCUCGCCCGUGGUGCUACUACUGCGAGCGCGACUUCGACGACCUCAAGAUUCUUAUCUCACAUCAGAAAGCCAAACACUUCAAGUGCGAGCGAUGCGGGCGUAGGCUCAACACUGCGGGUGGCUUGUCCGUGCAUAUGAGUCAGGUACACAAGGAACAGCUUACGGCGGUCGACAAUGCUCUGCCGAAUCGAUCUGGUCUCGAUGUCGAGAUCUUCGGAAUGGAGGGUGUCCCCGAGGAUGUGAUCCAGGCGCACAACCAGCGGGUCGCGACGCAAUUUCAGCAGGCGGAGGCCGAGCGGCAGGCCGUGACAGGCAAUCCGCCUCCCGGGACGACAGCCGCGGGCGGACAACCGGCGAAGAAGCCUAAGCUGGAGAGCGUGUCGGAUCUCAAAAAACGGCUGGCGGAACAUAAGGCAAAGAUGGCCGAGGCUCGUGCGGGCGGCAGCAGUGGCGAGGCCACGCCUGUGGGAGCCGGGCAGACGCCGACGAUGGGUGGAUAUGCUGCAACCUCCACUGCACCAGCGCCUGCGACCACUACCUCCCAAUUCUCAUACCCUCAGCCCUACGGCGCCCCCGCCGCCACCGCUUCUCCCUUCCAGCAAUCCCCUCAACAAACGGCCAGCCCCGUGUAUCCGACCUUCUCGCCUGGCGGCCAGGCCACUGCGCAGUAUUCCCCCGCUACAGCCUUUUCCCCGCAGCCGUACCCGACUGCAGUCCCUGGCCAACCGCCGUACGGUGGUGCUCCCUCGCCAUACCCGACGCAACAGCCUCCACCGCAAACACACACUCCGCCUCAGCCCGGAGGCGCAUUCCCGCCUCGUUCUGUCGGCUUACCUGCCGCGCCUGGUCUUCCUCAGCGUCCAGCGGUCGGGGCACCGCAGGUCAACGCAUACCAGAUGCAACAGAUGCACAUGGGCCACACGAUUCCUCCGAGUACGACCAUGAACGGGGCCGACAAGGCUCCAGGAGCGGCGGAAGGCGCCGGGUUUUCUGGCUCUGUGGACGAUCUGAUUUCCGGGGCAGCGAAACAGGUGGAAGCGGCGGCGGCGACCCCUCCCACGACGACCACAACCGCGGGCAAGCCCGUCGAAAGCGCGGAGCAGAAGCCCAAGAAGGAUAAGUCCAAGGCGCGACUGGUGUACUCGGACAACGAGACCAGUCCGGAGGAGAAGAUGGCAAGGUUGUCAAGGUACGCAUAUGUUCCUGACCAGCGAGGGGAGACGGUACUUGAAGAGCUUCCAUCCGCGGUAGUGGUGGGAGCGAUCCGGGAAUCGGAUACGGUGGUGGAUGCGACGGAUUAG
Messenger RNA from Aspergillus saccharolyticus JOP 1030-1, 1344 nucleotides. Its product is annotated as putative C2H2 finger domain protein. The coding region runs from base 1 to 1344 and encodes 447 amino acids. The transcript has 3 exons. NCBI's taxonomy places the organism in Eukaryota, Fungi, Ascomycota, Eurotiomycetes, Eurotiales, Aspergillaceae. Gene Ontology annotation, molecular function: DNA binding. Gene Ontology annotation, cellular component: nucleus. The record is from RefSeq and is a predicted model, not a curated record.